AUGGGCUGCUCACAGUCUUCUGGGUCUACUGAGGCCAUUCGCCAGCACUCCUUCCCCAAGACCGACAACGUAAAGAGCGCGCUUCAAGUCCGAGACAAGGUUAUGAUGGAGUGUGAAGAGCCGCCAUCAAUGAAAGACUUUGACUCUUGGGGGCAUGUGAUGGACGAAGACGACAUUAAGGCGCUAGAGAGCGGAAAGAGCCUGCCGAUUAACCGCACGGCCCACCAACAGAUUUCGAAACAGACUCGGAGUGCCUUGAAACAGCUGACUGAUGAUCCGGAAGCGCUGAAACGCCUCGUCAAGAAGCACCGGAUGGCUGGAAACGGCGACAUCUCGGCUUUUGUAAGUCACCAGGCGACGAAUCCGUCAUCGGUUGAACCCGUCGCUGCGCCUCCGUCAACUCCGAUGUCCAGGAAGCCAACGCUCGUCUCCGCGUAG
This is a messenger RNA of Symbiodinium sp. CCMP2592, 438 nucleotides long. The record is from the annotation of a GenBank genome assembly. NCBI's taxonomy places the organism in Eukaryota, Dinophyceae, Suessiales, Symbiodiniaceae.